AUGGCUACUGGCUUAGUAGCGGGUAUGGGUGUGGGGCGUAUGUUGGGACUGAUUGGGAAAGAUGACGGCUCUAUGGGAUCGGUAAGGGCUAGGAGGGAAGUGAUGGAACAGGAGGAGGUGUGGACGUGUAGGCUUGAGGAAGGAGAUGGGGUGGCGGAUGAAGUGGCAGCGGUGCAGCGACAGGUUGGAAACUUAUCACCUAGGGGCGGGGGCGUUGAGGUGCGGAUUCAAGAGGGAUCAUCACCGGUGGCCGUGUUGCACCUUGACCCGGUGGUAUCUUCUAGCAAUUUUGAACAAGAGGUAGAUGGGUUGGGGAAGGCGUUUUUGGCUAAGGGCGCGGCAUUCGUGCUGGUAUUGGCAGCAAAGCUGAGGGGUAUGAAACAGGUACUGAGGCAAUGGUCUAAACUUUCGUUUGGAGAUAUUUUUGAGACAGUCCGGGGCGCUGAGCGCGAUUUGGUGGAUAUAGAGACAAAGUAUGACUUAGAUCCGUCGGAUGCCUUGCGAAAGAAGACGUCGGUCAGUGAUUCAUCGAGUGAGGAGGUCAACGGAGAGUGGCUCGACGAGGAGUCGCAGAUUGGUGAAGCGGCGGUUAGUUUCUUCCAGGAGCUUUUCACGGUGGAGACAGUUAUCCCAGCAAAUGGGCCGGAUGGGUUUACGGGGAAGUUCUUCACUUUUACGUGGGAGGUGGUUGCCAUGGAUGUGUAUCGGGCAGUGGUAAGCUUUUUCUGUGGGAUCGAAAUCCCUAGGAGCAUCACGGCAACAUCGAUUGUGCUACUGCCUAAGGUGGAACACCCUCAGGAUUUCACUCAAUUUAGGCCUAUUAGUCUCUGUAAUUUCGCUAAUAAGAUCAUUUCAAAACUUCUUUCGGAGAGACUAGCUAAGAUAUUGCCCCGUCUCAUAUCUCCACAGCAGAGUGAAUUUGUGAAAGGGAGACAGAUUGCGGAUAACAUUUUACUUGCUCAGGAGUUGGUGUCAGACAUUACGAGGUCUAAUCGGGGUGGGAACGUGGUGAUUAAGUUGGACAUGAUGAAGGCGUACGAUAGAGUUUCGUGGCCGUUUCUGCUACAAGUUCUUUGCUGCUUUGGGUUCUCUGAGACCUGGAUUGAUAUGAUCUGGCACCUGGUUUCUAACGUCUGGUUCUCGAUUUUGGUCAAUGGCGCACCUCAAGGAUUCUUUAAGUCAUCACGGGGUCUCCGGCAAGGGGAUCCCAUCUCACCGGCCUUAUUUGUCCUCGGCGCUGAGGUGCUAUCUCGAGCCUUGAAUACGGUGGCCACUGAGCGACAGUUUGUUCCUUUUAAGGUUCCUCCUCGGUGCCCUGUUGUAACGCACUUGGCGUACGCCGAUGAUGUUAUCAUUUUCUCUAGUGGUGCGCGGUCCUCUUUAACUCUGAUUAAGAGGGUCCUGGAAGAGUAUAGUAUGACAUCGGGACAGCCGAUCAAUUCACAGAAGAGUUGCUUCUUGACUCAUCCAAGGUUUCUGGCUCCGAAGGCAGCAAUGAUUGGCCAGGUGCUAGGGUUUCAGAGGCAGGCGUUUCCGGUAAGGUACCUUGGAUGUUCUUUGUACAUGGGACGGAGGAAGAAGAUCUACUUUGCGGAUGUUUACAAUGCGGUGGUGGCUCGGAUCUUAUCAUGGAAGCAUAAACUUUUAUCUAUAGGAGGUCGGGUGGUGCUAAUUAAGAGCAUGUUAGCCUCAAUGCCCGUACACUUACUCAUAGCCGCUUUUCCACCAAAGGGGGUCAUUGUGGCAUUGGAAAGGGUGUUCGCUGAUUUCCUGCAACAGAAGUCACUCUGGGCAGAGUUCAUGGCAGGUAAAUAUUGUGCCGGUUUACAUCCUUGCCUGGCGGAGGCAAGCCAACGGGGAUCCCUCACGUGGAAGAGAAUGAGUUCAGUGGAGAUCUUCCAUGACCACCUGGUUGCUGAUUUUGUUGACCGUAGGGCUUGGAACAUUGUCAUGCUUAAUCAGUAUUUGGAUGCAGGUUUGGUGGCGCGCGUCCUAGCUAUGGACCCACCAAUCUUUCAAGGUCCUGAUAGAAUGGUUUGGGCUUUGACACCAUCUGAUAGUUUCUCCACGGCAUCAGCUUAUUUCCUGGUCCGACAGGGUGGCCACAGAUCAUGGAGUGUGGCAGCCAUCUGGCACCAGUGUGUUCCCCUUAAAAUCUCUUUCUUCAUGCUGCGGUUAUUGCAGGACAGGCUCCCCACCAUGGACAGACUGAGGGGUGCUAGGGUUCAGGGCCCUUCUCGCUACUGGUGUUGCCAAGAACCUAGGGUGGAGGACUUGGAUCACAUUUUUUGUGCUGGAGAGGGGGCAAAACGAGUCUGGCGUCACUUUGAGAUACGUCCGGGGGAAAUAGAGGCGGUACAUAUGGCGCGGCAUAUGAUUUGGCUUUGA
Messenger RNA from Coffea arabica (coffee), 2388 nucleotides. RefSeq lists its product as uncharacterized. The record is from RefSeq and is a predicted model, not a curated record. Lineage: Eukaryota; Viridiplantae; Streptophyta; Magnoliopsida; Gentianales; Rubiaceae.